Messenger RNA from Brienomyrus brachyistius, 1717 nucleotides. Its product is annotated as odorant receptor 131-2-like. Bases 33 to 974 code for a protein of 313 amino acids. The transcript has 2 exons. Gene Ontology annotation, biological process: G protein-coupled receptor signaling pathway. Gene Ontology annotation, molecular function: G protein-coupled receptor activity. The record is from RefSeq and is a predicted model, not a curated record. NCBI's taxonomy places the organism in Eukaryota, Metazoa, Chordata, Actinopteri, Osteoglossiformes, Mormyridae. Gene Ontology annotation, cellular component: membrane.
AGUCAAGUGCUCAACAGAGGCAGAGUUGACCUAUGGCCGACCAGAAUGGUUCCUCUCUGGAGCUCAGCUUCCUGCAAUACCAGUUCACGAAGGAGACGACAAACUUAUUAACCACAAUCAUAUCAUCUGUUGUGCUGUCCAUCUCCCUGCUCUUCAUCUCCCUGAACCUCGUCAUGUUCCUUGCCAUACGAAGUAAACCCAGCUUCCAUGAGACUUCCCGCUAUAUUCUCUUUGGCCAAAUGCUCCUCAGUGACUCCAUCCAUCUGGGAUUCGCCACAUUCCUCUACUUAUGCAACCUGAUUAAACUCAGCCUCAUGAAGGUCCUCUGCUCCAUGAUCGUCCUGGUAAGCAGCACAACUUUCCGCAUCUCCCCCCUGACGUUGGCUGUCAUGUGUCUGGAACGCUAUGUGGCCAUUUGUUUCCCACUCCGACACACUGACAUCGCCACCCCCGGAAGAACCAAUGUUGCCAUUGCAGUGGUCUGGUUCCUAGGCUCCGUGAACUCUGUGAUUGAUGUUAUUUUUUUAGCAGCCACAGAUGGCGAGUUCCUAACCAAAAAUAUUUACUGCACACAUGAGUCCCUCUUUCUGGCCAAGUGGCAGUUUGAUGUGUUCCAGGGCUUCAACGGAUUUUUCUUUGUUGCCGUGGGGAUCAUCAUCAUCGGCACCUACACAGGCAUCAUGAUCGCAGCCCGGUCCAUCAAGGCCAAAAAGGCCAGCAGGACGGUUCUCCUUCACCUGGUCCAGUUGGGCCUCUGUCUCACCUCCUUCCUAUAUAGCAGCAUUGAGAGAGCCCUGUCCACAGUCACCUUAGCUUCCUUUAAAUUCCCGCGCUACCUGAACUUCCUUUUCCUCCUCCUCCUGCCCCGCUGCCUGAGCCCCCUCAUCUAUGGACUGAGGGACGAAGGAGUUCGCCCCCUCUUCCUCUCUUACCUCCGCUGUGGUCACUGGAGGAUAAAACCAGCUAAACAUUAACAAAUAUUAACAGCCUGUCAAAAUGCAGGACAAAAAAAUUUAGUAUUUUAGAGCCUAGUAUUUUAUCUGAAUUUAAAUUAUAGAUACUAUAGUCCCAGUGCUGUGGGGAGUAAGCGAGGCACCAUCGGUCGGGGUAGUGAGGCAGGUAAUCAUCCUGAGGCAGGUAAUCAUCUUUGAUCGUCUCAUUUUAUCAGGUCUUUGUUGCCGGUGUUUCUUCUUGAGGGUGUCUGUCUUAUUUUCCUAUUUUUCCCCAGACUUUGGAUCAAGUGAGCAAAGACCGGUAACGUUUUUUUUGUUUGUUUGUUUGUUUUUUUAACCGCAAAAGAGCACAGCCCUGUAUCAAGUCCUUAGAUUUAUUCUGAGUUCUGGGACACUAUUUGUGUUUUUUUUUUACCGUGCUCUGUAUCUGUGUAAUUGCUUUUGUUUCUUUGUCUGUUGUUGUGCUUUAAUAUGUGCAUUUUUAAGAGAAUAUAAAAUCGGACAAACAUAACGCUGAUGUUUGUUUUAUCAGGGUCUCAUUUCCCCAGUUGAAACUGGUGUUUGCUGAGACACUAUUUAGGGGCAAUGCAAAGACUUCUUCUAAUAACAGAGAAUGUUAAAACGCUAAAUACGCUGUAAGUCGUGACAAGAUAAUUAGCCAGGGUUAUUUUAUCAUUAUGUUAUUAUCCUCUCAAUAGUGAUGUGAGGGGCUGGUUGUCACUUCCAGUGUACAUGCCUCUCUUUCAUAUAUGUCUCAUAUCAAA